ACUGAUAUCCCGGAGCGGGAAGCGGCGAACCUCUGGGUGAGGUAUAGUCGUGCGACCGGGCUCGUGGUUUGAAGCUUCUUUCUCCGGAAGAGUGUUGUGGGAGCUGGGAUUCUGCGUGGGGUCGGGAUUCUACUUCGCGAGGCAAGAUGCUCAAAUCCAAGACGUUCUUGAAAAAGACCCGGGCGGGCGGCGUCAUGAAGAUCGUACGCGAGCACUACCUGAGGGAUGACAUAGGCUGCGGAGCGCCUGGGUGCGCGGCGUGCGGCGGGGCGCACGGUGGACCGGCUUUGGAGCCUCUGCCCCAGGACCCCGCGAGCAGUCUCUGGCCGCGGCCGCACUACUUGCUGCCCGACACCAACGUUUUACUGCAUCAGAUUGAUGUUCUUGAGGACCCAGCCAUCAGGAAUGUAAUUGUACUACAAACGGUUCUCCAAGAAGUGAGAAAUAGGAGUGCUCCUGUAUAUAAAAGAAUCCGGGAUGUGACUAAUAACCAGGAAAAGCAUUUUUAUACAUUCACUAAUGAGCACCAUAGAGAAACCUAUGUAGAACAAGAACAGGGAGAAAAUGCUAAUGACAGAAAUGAUAGAGCCAUUCGAGUAGCAGCAAAAUGGUACAAUGAACAUUUGAAGAAAAUGUCAGCAGAAAAUCAGCUACAAGUUAUCUUUAUAACCAAUGACAGGAAAAACAAAGAGAAAGCUGUUGAAGAAGGAAUACCAGCUUUCACCUGUGAAGAAUAUGUAAAGAGCCUCACUGCUAACCCUGAACUCAUAGAUCGUCUUGCUUGUUUAUCUGAAGAAGGGAAAGAAAUAGAAAGUGGGAAAAUUAUAUUUUCAGAGCAUCUUCCCCUAAGUAAGCUACAACAAGGCAUAAAAUCUGGUAUAUACCUUCAAGGAACAUUUAGAGCUAGCAGGGAAAAUUAUUUAGAAGCUACUGUAUGGAUUCAUGGAGACACUGAAGAAAAUAAAGAGAUAAUCUUACAAGGACUUAAACAUUUAAAUCGAGCUGUUCAUGAAGAUAUUGUAGCUGUUGAGCUUUUUCCUAAGAGUCAGUGGGUGGCACCAUCUUCUGUGGUUUUACAAGAUGAAGGGCAAAAUGAAGACAAUGUGGAAAAAGAAGAGGAGAGAGAACGAAUGCUUAAGACUGCUGUAAAUGAAAAAAUGUUAAAGCCUACAGGUAGAGUUGUAGGAAUAAUAAAAAGGAAUUGGAGACCAUAUUGUGGCAUGCUUUCCAAGUCUGAUAUUAAGGAGUCUAGAAGACAUCUCUUUACACCAGCUGAUAAGAGAAUCCCUCGAAUUCGGAUAGAAACAAGACAGGCUUCUACAUUAGAAGGACGGAGAAUUAUUGUUGCUAUUGAUGGAUGGCCCAGAAAUUCCAGAUAUCCAAAUGGACACUUUGUAAGAAAUUUAGGUGAUGUUGGAGAGAAGGAGACGGAAACAGAAGUUUUAUUACUUGAGCAUGAUGUUCCUCAUCAGCCCUUUUCCCAGGCUGUUCUUAGCUUUCUGCCAAAGAUGCCCUGGAGCAUUACUGAAAAAGACAUGAAAAACCGGGAAGACCUGAGGCAUCUGUGUGUGUGUAGUGUGGACCCACCAGGAUGUACUGAUAUAGAUGAUGCUCUACAUUGUAGAGAACUCAAAAAUGGAAACUUGGAGGUUGGUGUUCAUAUUGCUGAUGUUAGCCAUUUUAUUAGGCCAGGAAAUGCCUUAGAUCAAGAAUCAGCCAGGAGAGGAACAACGGUUUAUCUUUGUGAAAAGAGGAUUGACAUGGUUCCAGAGUUGCUUAGCUCUAACUUAUGUUCCUUAAGGUGUAAUGUUGACAGGCUGGCAUUUUCAUGUAUUUGGGAAAUGAAUCGCAAUGCUGAAAUUUUAAAAACGAGAUUUACCAAAAGUGUAAUUAAUUCAAAGGCUUCUCUUACUUACGCUGAAGCUCAAAUGAGAAUUGAUUCAGCAACCGUGAAUGAUGAUAUUACCAUUAGUCUCCGUGGACUAAAUAAACUAGCUAAAAUUCUGAAAAAAGGAAGAAUUGAAAAGGGGGCUUUGACUCUUUCUUCCCCAGAAAUUCGAUUCCACAUGGACAGUGAAACUCAUGAUCCUAUAGACUUACAAACCAAGGAACUUAGGGAAACAAAUUCCAUGGUGGAAGAAUUCAUGUUACUGGCUAAUAUCUCUGUUGCAAAAAAAAUUCAUGAAGAAUUUUCUGAACAUGCUUUGCUUCGAAAACAUCCUGCUCCACCUCCAUCAAAUUAUGAAAUUCUUGUUAAGGCAGCUAAGUCCAAAAAUUUGGAAAUUAAAACUGAUACAGCCAAGUCUUUGGCUCAGUCUUUGGACCAGGCUGAAUCUCCUGCUUUUCCAUAUCUAAAUACUCUGUUGAGAAUAUUAGCCACUCGCUGUAUGAUGCAAGCUGUAUACUUCUGUUCUGGAAUGGAUAAUGAUUUUCAUCACUAUGGUUUAGCAUCCCCAAUAUACACACAUUUUACUUCUCCCAUCAGAAGGUAUGCAGACAUCAUUGUUCAUCGACUGUUGGCUGUGGCUAUUGGGGCUGACUGUACUUAUCCAGAGUUGACAGAUAAACACAAGCUUGCUGAUAUAUGUAAAAAUCUUAAUUUCCGGCACAAGAUGGCUCAGUAUGCUCAACGUGCAUCAGUGGCUUUUCAUACCCAGUUAUUUUUCAAAAGCAAAGGAAUAGUAAGUGAAGAGGCCUAUAUUCUAUUUGUAAGAAAGAAUGCUAUUGUGGUAUUAAUUCCAAAGUACGGUUUAGAAGGUACAGUUUUUUUUGAAGAAAAGGACAAACCAAAGCCACAUCUUAUUUAUGACGAUGAGAUACCAUCACUUAAAAUAGAAGGCAUAGUGUUCCACGUGUUUGAUAAAGUGAAAGUGAAAAUCAUGUUAGACUCAUCUAAUCUUCAGCAUCAAAAAAUCCGAAUGGCCCUGGUAGAACCACAGAUACCAGGAAUAAGCAUUCCUACUGAUUCUUCAAAUGCCGACCUUAAUGAACCAGAGAAAAAGAAGAAGAAACUUGAAAAAUAACUAGUCAUUCAACAAAAAAAAAAUCAAACACAAGUUUCCUUCAAAAAAAAAAUUGAGAAUACUUCUAAGCCUAAGUGUGUGAUAGUUUGUUACCAAACGUACAUUUUAAUACUUUUAGAAAUUUGCAUAUUUAUUGAACUGUUGACUGUAUCUGUCUUAUACUACUUCAUUUCUAGAUUGAACAGAACUAUUUAUGCAGAAAAAUUCAAUUGAAUAUCCAUCACUGAAAUAGUGACAGGAUAGCAACUUCAGAGAUCUGUAAAGAUCAUUUAAAUUGAGCAGUCAUCUGCUCAUUGAAAAGCAGAUUAAUUUUGCAUAAGUACUUUGAUUAUUUAAUAUUGGUAGGGAAAAAAUCUAUCAUUUUCCUACAGAGGAAAAUAGAACAUUUUUAGAAGCAAAUAACAAUCCUUUCUAAGUCUUGAAAGCUGUCAGUGUUUGAUAUACAAUACCUUUGCCAUUUUAAUUUACCUAAUUUAGGUUAAGUGUGUAGUAAAUAAAGUCUCCUGCAUUUCAUCCAUCCUUGAACAGCCGUGAAUAUUUGGAAACUGGUAAAAAGACAAGAAACAGAAUGUGACUAGGAAAAUAGUUUUUUGUUGCCAAGUAAUAUGUGAUCAUUAUCCUUGACCUUCAAUGUCUCGCCAGAAUAAGGCAUUUGAGGUUAGGGGUGGUACUUUAGAUGUCUAUGUCUGCUUAUAAAAAAGACAAUAGUUUUUAAAUUACAUUUGUAUCAGAUGAUAUAGGAGGGGGGCUUUUAUGAAGGACGUUAAAAGGAAUAAAAAUAAGUUGUAUUACUUGGUGUCCCAUUUACUAUUCCCCAUGCUAAUCACAGACUGUUAAUGACUAAAAUGGUGUUUUUAGUAAUAUUUUGGGAAAGGGUUGCCUUAAAUAAUUUUACUUUGCUUAUGCAAUUAAGUACUUUGCUUGACUGGUGAUAAACCUGGUACAGCAUAACUCUUCCUACCUUCAAGGAAUUUGCACUUCAUUGAAAAGACUGGCAAAUAAACUAGCAGAUCAAUCAAUUGGGUAUAAUACAGUAUUUACAAUCAUAUAGGCACUCAGUAACGGUUGAAUGAUCUUUUCAGUUUCCUGUUACUGAGGAAAUUAUCUAUUCAUUGGGGCAGAAUUUGUUUCAUUUAGUUGAAAGAAGUCAGCUUUGAAGUUUUGCUCAAGUAAAUGGAUCAUUUACAUCCUGACGUUAGGGCAGGAGUCAGUAAGCCUUUUCUGAAAGGGCCAGAACAUUUUAGACUUUGUUGGCUUAUAACUACAACUGUGACACUCAACUUGAGUACUAUUACAGUGCAUAAGCAACCAUAGACAAUAGGUGAACAAAUAAGCACAGCUGUUUUCCAACAAAGCUUUGCUUAUUGGACAUGGAAAGUUUCAUAAAAUUUCAUGUGUCACAAAGCAUAUUCAUUGAUUUCCCUCCUCCAACCAUUUAAAACUUGCCUGUAAGCCACAGUUUAUCUUCAGUCGAGAAAAUGGGGUCCUUCUUGAUAAAAUAGACUAUAUUUGUUCUUUCCAAGUUUGUUUUCUUAUGCCUACUUUAGGCUCAACUGAGUAAAGACAACCAGAAACCUUGUUAUUUUCUCCUAAAGCCUCUUUAGUGGCACUUAUUAUGCAAAGGAGAUUAGGUGAAAUACAGUUAGCAUUUAUCUGGGUUCCACAUCAACAGAUUGAAUAUUUAUGGGAAAAAAAUAUCUAUUGAACAUGUAGAGACUUUUUUUCUUGUCAUUAUUCCCAAAAUGAUAACAAUAUAACAACUGUUUACACUGUAUUAGAUAAAGUAACCUAGAGAUGAUUUGAAAUAUAUAGAAGGUACAUAAAUUAUAUGCAGACUGCCAUUUUAUGAGAGAGAUUUGAGCAUACAUGAAAUUUCAUAUCCACAGAGGGUCCUUGAACUAGUGCUGCACUGAUAACUGAGGCAUGACUGUAUUUCACUUAAAAUUGAAAAAGCUCUGUGAGACAGGACUAACUACUGUCCCCAUUUAACAGAUGAAAAAGUUAAGCUUAUGAUCUACCUAUAUCAGUUAAUGACAAAAGGGAUUUGAAUCUAGGUUAUAAUCACUACUUUGUUCUUUAUUUCUUGACCUGUGCUAUUAAAAAACAGUCGCCAGGGAGGCUCCUACUAAAGGCCCAGAACUCUUAUGUAUAGCAGUUGUUUUUAAAUAAAUUUAUAUUGAAUCUAAA
Marmota flaviventris (yellow-bellied marmot) is the source of this 5210-nucleotide messenger RNA. RefSeq names its product DIS3 homolog, exosome endoribonuclease and 3'-5' exoribonuclease (gene Dis3). Lineage: Eukaryota; Metazoa; Chordata; Mammalia; Rodentia; Sciuridae. Gene Ontology annotation, cellular component: nuclear exosome (RNase complex); cytoplasmic exosome (RNase complex). The record is from RefSeq and is a predicted model, not a curated record. Gene Ontology annotation, biological process: nuclear mRNA surveillance of mRNA 3'-end processing; rRNA catabolic process. Gene Ontology annotation, molecular function: RNA binding; endonuclease activity; 3'-5'-RNA exonuclease activity.